UACCUUAAACAAGAAAAAGUUUUUUUUUGCUUCACUUCGAAGUUUAACAUCAAUUAAAAAUGUUUUAGUUAAUUAAUCACGAUAAAUAAAUACAAAUCAAUGGCCUGAGGUGGACAAUAUAAAUAUGACGGAGUUAUUUAACUAUUGUCGCAUUUGUUUACAAACAAAAUCCAGCAAUACUUCUCUGUAUUUGCAUGUCCAGCAGAAGUAUUUGCCCAGUGUCAUAGAAAAUAUUUGUGGCGUAGUGAUCUCAUCUUUUGAUGAACCACAGGCUUUAAUAUGUCGCGAUUGUGCUGAGGCCAUUAUACGGGCCGACAAUAUCAUACAAAAAUGCCAGGAAUCACAUAAAUUGCUAGCAAACCAAAGAAAACAAUUGUUGCUAGAAGACAAGAAAACUGCUAAAAGUGAUGAACAGCAAAAUGAGGAAUGGCUGUUGGCGGCAGAGUGUAAAAAGGAAAUAGAUUUAAGUGAACCAACAGAGGAGUCGGAAAACUUUUCACAACAUUACUUUGUAGAACCUGAAAUGCUGGUAGAUCUAUAUUGGAAACUACUCUGCCGGAUUCACCCAGAACGAAGGCAAAAAGUAAAAUUUCCAGCAAUGUAAAUAAAACGGAGUGUAAAGAAAAAAAGGUA
Lucilia sericata (common green bottle fly) is the source of this 633-nucleotide messenger RNA. RefSeq lists its product as uncharacterized. Gene Ontology annotation, cellular component: nucleus. The coding region runs from base 125 to 604 and encodes 159 amino acids. The transcript has 2 exons. The record is from RefSeq and is a predicted model, not a curated record. Gene Ontology annotation, molecular function: zinc ion binding. NCBI's taxonomy places the organism in Eukaryota, Metazoa, Arthropoda, Insecta, Diptera, Calliphoridae.